CGUCGUCUGAUGAUUCACACAUAAUCAUAGUGUAACGUGUAAAACGCACACAAUAUGAGCUUCUUAUGCAAUUGAUUAUUCGUCCCUAAAAUAUUACGUUAUCGGAAACUUUAUUUAUAUAUCGUUCUUCGCCCGUUUCCCCUGGAACUUAACCUCGAAAAAUUUUGUUCAAGAAGCAUUUUCAAAUCCAUUCUAAUGACUGGUCACAGGCACGUGACGUGACAUCACACAUAUAACUACAGUUCGCGUUAGAUCCCCCCCCAGGAAGAGUGAUGUUUCGUCGUGAUUUCACCACAAUUGUUUACAUUUAGCGUUGAAACCGUUCAGUUUAAGGCAUCGGAUAUUGUCCUUAGCACAUUUUUACUCGUCCAUGGGAUUUAUCGACGAUGAGUUACAAGAAGUCUCACGGCUCUGUCAAAACGUUGUCGAUGGAAGCCGACUCGUUUCCUGCGUGCAAAGUAUGGUCCGAGUCGAAAUAACGAAAACAACGUUCAAGAAACUUGUUGUGUGCAUUCAGUUUCCACAGGAUUAUCCCUCGUCACCACUGUUAAUUGAGUUAAAGAGUAAGACUUUAUCUACAAAGUUGCUAGAUGGCCUAACUAAAGUCUGCGAGAAGAAGUGCAAGGGCCUCUUGAACAAAGCACAGAUAUUACCGACUUUAAAGUUCAUCAGGAGUUAUAUCGAGGAGAAUUCCCUUAUCUGCUGUUAUGAGGAGAUCUCGAUAUUGAAAGAACUCCUAACAGAUCAAGACGAGUUAAAACUAAAGCAGAAGAAUUCCACCAUUCAUUUAAUAGUAAAUCAAGGCUUAUAUUAUUUUAAAACCAAGCUUGUAGUACCAGAUAAUUAUCCCACCAGUAACGUUAGUUUGACAGAUCCUGAUACAAACUUCUCACCGUUGCUUUGCCGUUACCUGGUGGGACAAGGAAAGGAAUUAGGAAGGCAAUGUGUCGAGCCACCAUUGAAGAAACAAGCACAAAAUACACCAUUCACACCAUCCCCAUCUUUAAACACUGUUGCUUCCUUUCUCAUAAAAACUGUAAAAGCUCUUCCUCAAGAGAAUUGCCAGCUAUGCAAAGUAACCUGCUUACCAGCCAACCCAGAGGAGGUUGUGCUCGACGAAAACGCGGACCUUCACGCCGAACGACUCUAUUGUGGUCAUCUAUUCCACUUACGAUGUUUCGUGACAUUCAUGAAGACUCCGCCGUUCCAUGGGGGUAAAAAGUGUCCAAGUUGCGGGCAACGCGUGUACCAUGACAAAUGGGGAUUAAGCGACAAAUUAGCGGAAGCACGUUGGGCUCAUCAGCAAGCACGAGCAAGAGAGUUGGCGGAAGUAGAAGAGUUUUUCAAUUGAAACCACACUUCGCAUGCGGGACUGUAAAUUAGCGCAAUAUUCAACGACAAAAACCUCUUUAGGAAACAUAUGUGUGACAAUAGACUAUACAUAAGAAGACGAAGCAACUGGCAUUUUGGAUAUAAACGAAAUGCUGAAGGAUCAAGUGAGGAGAAUUGCACAUAUAAGAUGUACGUGAAGAUUCUCCUACUUAUAUCCCUAGAAGAUUAUAUAUCCCUAGAAGAUCAAGUAUUCUUCAUAAUUGUAUUUAUCGAGAAAGUUGGAGCAAUGUUGAUGUUCCCUCCGAAAUAUUUUUAAACGACGAACUUGAGUGCUUUUGAGAAAGUCACUUCGACUUUGACGAGAUUGCCAUCGGUCAUAUAAUCAAAGACUGGUAUUGUUGCUUCUUCAACCGUUGAUGAGAAACACUACUCGAGUAGUGUGACUCGUGUACGCGGUGUUGGACAUUAAUCUCGAAAAAAAUCUUGACUAAGGCAAAUCGGCAAAUCAAUAAGCAAAAUUAAUCGAUCGUUAUGUGUAAUUGUUAAUGUAAUCGUGAGCAACUUAAUCGAUCGAUGAAAUAUGUUAUUAAUCGGUCAUAAUUAAUCGGUAUAAUCAAUCAAAGCAAAGCAAUCGAUUCAGUCAUCAUAUGCAAUCAUGAUUUACCGAAUGUUAAUUUUGAUUAUUUCUAUUUUCUAAAUUGCAAUCGAUUAGUGCCCGAUACUGGUGUAAUGAAAUAUGAAACGCGUUUUAUCGUUAAAUCUUCCGUCUUAUUUCGUUGCAUGCGAAUGUAAUUAUCCAUUUUUCUCGGUUAUCAUUUCGCGAAUCGUAACAGUACGAAAGGCAGGAUAAGCUGAAUUUCUGGGGCACAACCAAUAAUUAACUAUUUGAAGAAUAAUUACGGGAUCUUCUACCGACCAAGCAUAGACUAAGAAAAUAAUAAGAGGCAUUUGUUUCUCUUGUGAUUUGCGCUAACGGCGAGUAAAGGUAAACUAUGUUUGAUAAUCUACCUCGUGGUUUCACUCCGAUGUCCUUAACGAAUCAAGUGUCCACGCAAUUUGCAACGAUGCACAAGUAUCACGAAAAUUCGGACCGAGCGUAACGAAUACGUAGAAAAGCCACAGAAACCCCUUAAAUGUAAAAUACUACAAUCUCUGGUGUAAUCGCUUCAAGGUUAUCGUCUUGUGCGUAAAUAUUACGAGCUUGAUAUAUGUUUUAUAAAAUAGUAUUAAUUUUUCUUAUGAAGAUCGACCCCAUGUGUCGCGCACGUCGAUGCGCCAUGUGAGACAGGUCAGCUUGUUCAUUGGUGCACACAAUUCUGAUACAACCUAGGUCCCUAUCUUAGACGAAUAGCGAACGUUAAGUAAACUCUCUUAAUUCCAAGUUUCCUGGUUAUUUUGUCAACGUCUCAUGUAAUACCGUUGUUUCAGCUUGAGAAUCAGAGAAAGGCGUACUCAGCGUUCAGUGCAUGCGUCUAGCACCUCUGCUAAAGUUCGGAUCAAACGUAGUAAACCCGCAAAUCUGGAAGGGAGAUCUCGUGAAUUUGAGAUCUCCGUAAGCACCAGUACUAAUACAGUAACGCUACAUCAAUAUUAUAAUUUGAUAACUCAAAGAGCGAUGUAAGUGCAAUUUAACGCGUGUUAUCCAUAACAGUUACAUUGUUGCGAUGUUACCAUUUACUUGGAUGUCUCGAUUUUCGAUGCGUUCGUUUUAAGGUUGCCGUCUAUGUGAACGUUGCGAGCUUAACUCUUUGGAAAGGGGAGGGGGCAUACUAUUUUAAGACGAAAAGUACUAGUUGCAUAGAAAUUUUAUGUAAAAAAAAAAUAACACAAAGUGAGUUCGUUUCAUUUAUAAACGAUGAAAUCGCCGUGCUUUUCAAGUUAUCUUAAUGUUUCAAAAUGGAAUGAAGAACAUUCCACGGUACAUAUAUAGGGUGAGGCACGUAAAACAGACUAUCUGAAUAACUUUGAAAAUACGCAAGAUAGGAAAAAAUGUUAAAGAAUACAGAAGUUGUAAGGUUUUGAAUGACGUAGAUCACGUAGUAAUACUAGUACGACCUUGAACAGCGUCAUCAAGAUUACAGGAAGGUCACCUUGAAUUUUUUGAAUGGAAA
Harpegnathos saltator (Jerdon's jumping ant) is the source of this 3443-nucleotide messenger RNA. RefSeq lists its product as uncharacterized. The coding region runs from base 371 to 1351 and encodes 326 amino acids. NCBI's taxonomy places the organism in Eukaryota, Metazoa, Arthropoda, Insecta, Hymenoptera, Formicidae. The record is from RefSeq and is a predicted model, not a curated record. Gene Ontology annotation, molecular function: protein binding. The transcript has 6 exons.